Rhincodon typus (whale shark) is the source of this 561-nucleotide messenger RNA. RefSeq names its product monoglyceride lipase-like. Gene Ontology annotation, cellular component: membrane. The transcript has 5 exons. The record is from RefSeq and is a predicted model, not a curated record. Gene Ontology annotation, molecular function: lipase activity. NCBI's taxonomy places the organism in Eukaryota, Metazoa, Chordata, Chondrichthyes, Orectolobiformes, Rhincodontidae. Bases 1 to 561 code for a protein of 186 amino acids.
AUGCCUUCCAACAACUGUGUGAUUGGUUCUCAGGGUGGGACCAUCGCAAUCUCUGUCGCAAACGAGAGACAGAAGUACAUCGCUGGGGUGAUAUUUAUCGCACCCCUGGUCAUAUUGAAUCCUGAGUCAGCAACGCCAGCAAGGAUGUGUUGUGCCAAAAUGCUGUACUGCUUGAUGCCAAAUCUAAUCUUGGGAUAUGUGGACCCUCGUUGGCUUUCAAGAUCACAGAAAGAGGUAAAGAGCUUCAAAAAUGAUCCUCUCAACUACCACGGACCGUAUAGGGUGAGAUUCACCAUUCAGGUGUUACAAGCGGUUGCCAAACUUGAGAAAGAUUUGCCUACCGUCACUUGGCCAAUGUUGAUUUUACAUGGUGAGAUGGAUAAACUUUGUGAUAUCAGGGGCUCCUUCCUCCUGUACAAGGUGGCAGCCAGCUCGGACAAGACUAUGAAGGUCUUCAGUAAAUGUUUCCACCAGCUGCAUCGAGAGGUGCCAAAUGUUACUGUAGAAGUCUUUACGUUGAUUGGGAAAUGGAUCGCCGACAGGUUGCCUCCAGUAGAAUAA